AUGUCAUCACCUUGCUCUCCUCCACCUGGAGGAGAAGGGAACACGGACGGCGGCACGCAGGGCGCGGAGGUCCGGUCUGGCGAAGUCGCCGCUCCUGGCGAUGGAUGGUCGGACGCGAUCACACCAUCGGAAGGCCUGCCCGCGAAAACUGCACCCCACGCUGGGGGGAGAUAG
This is a messenger RNA of Peronospora matthiolae, 174 nucleotides long. NCBI's taxonomy places the organism in Eukaryota, Oomycota, Peronosporomycetes, Peronosporales, Peronosporaceae. The record is from the annotation of a GenBank genome assembly.